Messenger RNA from Brienomyrus brachyistius, 2484 nucleotides. It is a transcript of the gene raraa, whose product is annotated as retinoic acid receptor, alpha a. The record is from RefSeq and is a predicted model, not a curated record. The transcript has 8 exons. NCBI's taxonomy places the organism in Eukaryota, Metazoa, Chordata, Actinopteri, Osteoglossiformes, Mormyridae. Gene Ontology annotation, cellular component: nucleus; transcription regulator complex. Gene Ontology annotation, biological process: regulation of transcription by RNA polymerase II; retinoic acid receptor signaling pathway; cellular response to corticotropin-releasing hormone stimulus. Gene Ontology annotation, molecular function: nuclear receptor activity; RNA polymerase II cis-regulatory region sequence-specific DNA binding; nuclear glucocorticoid receptor binding. Bases 963 to 2345 code for a protein of 460 amino acids.
GAGGUGGGUGGGGUCUGAGCACAGCUGCUGAACCUCGUCACAAGCUGCAGACCGUGAUAGAGACGAAAUUGGUGUGGGAAACACGGAAAGACCCCCAAAGAAAAAAAAAAAACACACGAACGAGGGAAUUGAUCCUCAAGUACUUUGAACCAGGGACAGGGGAAAAGACUAAACACGUCGCCGUGUAGAGAUAAGAGUAUCUCAUGAUUGUAGAAUGAAACGACCAACAGUCUGCCUGUUUGUAGGAAGAAGUGAACUGCGCUACAGAAAAAUCUGUUUGGCCAGCUAACGCAGAAAGGCACAUGGGGCUGUUUUCAUGACCCCAGAAGGCGAAUCCGAGCUGAAUACUUGUGCACGUUUUUGGAUUUUUUUUCUUUCGAUUUCACAGCAUUAAUUUGCCACAUUUAGUGGGGAACGCUGCUAUUCGAAAGUUCUUGUGCAAUUGAAAAUAUUUUGCUCACCGACGUACAUGGGAUUUGCAUAGUCUUUCUCUUUUAAUAUAAGACAAAAAGACUUUACUGGUACCGCGGGGAAUUUAUUUGACAAAAGUUACUGCUGUUGAAAUUACAAAUCAGGAUACUGAAGAGCGCUAACUCAGUUAAACUCGGAGCGACAUGCUGAGGAUUGCCAUUCGUGUGCAUGUCUCUCAGAUACGACUUUGCUGUUUUUUUCUGAAUUUAUAGAUCCUAGUUUGUUGUCGGGAAAUUAGUUGGGAUCCACUAAACCAGCCGGAUCUGGCUCAGACCCCGCUGAAUCCUCUGUCAGUGUACAAUAUUUUAUUUUUCUGCUUUAUCGCUGACUCUCAACUUGACCGAAGGGAAAUCGCAUGUUCUACCUCUACGUUAGAUUAUUUGUAGCAAACGAAUCCAUCAUUAACGUUUAGUUUGUUCAACGCAUUUUUGUUUUUUUUCAGAAUUUCCCUAUUGACAUAUUUCCAUUGUUUGCCUUGGCUCUUAUAACCUAUGAUGUAUGAAAGCGUGGACGUCGUGGGAUUGAAUCCCAGCCCAAACCCUUUUUUAAUGAUGGAUUACUAUAAUCAGAAUCGUGGGUGCUUGAUUCAAGAGAAAGGACUUGUGGCCGGAGCAUCGCACCCCUACCCAACCUCCAUAACCUCCAUCAGAAACCAACACUGGAACGGCUCAAAUCACUCCAUUGAGACUCAGAGCACCAGCUCAGAGGAGAUUGUGCCAAGCCCCCCUUCGCCGCCCCCUCCCCCACGGGUCUACAAGCCCUGCUUCGUGUGCCAGGACAAGUCCUCAGGGUACCACUAUGGGGUCAGCGCCUGCGAGGGCUGCAAGGGCUUCUUCCGGAGGAGCAUUCAGAAGAACAUGGUCUACACCUGCCACCGGGAGAAGAACUGCAUCAUCAACAAGGUCACCCGCAAUCGCUGCCAGUACUGCCGGCUGCAGAAGUGCCUAGAAGUGGGGAUGUCCAAAGAGUCGGUUAGGAACGACCGCAACAAGAAGAAGAAGGACGAGAAGAAGCAAGAGUGCACGGAGAGCUACGUGCUGAGCCCAGCCACAGAGCAGAUGAUCGAGAGGGUGCGCAAAGCCCACCAGGAGACCUUCCCCUCGCUCUGCCAGCUGGGAAAAUACACUACAAACAACAGCUCCGACCAGCGUGUCGCCCUGGAUGUUGACCUAUGGGACAAGUUCAGUGAGCUCUCCACGAAGUGCAUCAUCAAGACGGUCGAAUUUGCCAAACAGCUCCCCGGCUUCACCACCCUCACCAUCGCUGACCAGAUCACCUUGCUCAAGGCCGCCUGUCUCGACAUCCUUAUCCUGCGGAUCUGCACUCGCUACACGCCUGAGCAGGACACCAUGACCUUCUCAGAUGGUCUGACGCUCAACCGCACUCAGAUGCACAAUGCUGGUUUUGGACCUCUGACCGACUUGGUCUUCGCAUUCGCCAAUCAGCUGCUGCCCCUUGAGAUGGACGAUGCUGAAACGGGGCUGCUCAGUGCCAUCUGUCUGCUGUGUGGAGACCGACAGGACCUGGAAGAGUCGGAGAGGGUGGAUAUCUUGCAGGAGCCUCUGUUAGAGGCUCUGAAGAUCUACGUGAGGAAACGACGGCCGCACAAGCCACACAUGUUCCCCAAAAUGCUGAUGAAAAUCACAGACCUGAGGAGCAUCAGUGCUAAGGGAGCAGAGCGUGUCAUCACUCUGAAGAUGGAGAUCCCUGGCUCCAUGCCUCCACUCAUCCAGGAGAUGCUGGAGAACUCAGAGGGCCUGGAAAGCCAGGACAGUGGGGGUGCCCGGGCUGGCGGGGGGGCCCCUCCCGGAAGCUGCAGCCCCAGCAUGUCGCCCAGCUCCACCCAAAGCAGCCCGGCCACGCAGUCACCGUAGUGCCGGGGCCUUACGUGCCCCCCCUCCCCCGCUCCGCAGUAGCGUCACACUCUUGCAAGGCAGCCCCGGAGGAGUGCAGUCAUCACGUCAUAGACCUCUCUCGGAGGCUGACUGAGAAACAAGGACACUGCUGACAACC